AUGUACACCCAGUGGAAUAACCUACUUAACAAGCGGUCUGACGUGACGUGUAUGAACUUCUCAGAAAGUCGACAGCUGGUGCUCACGCUGCCUAUCACAGAGAGUAGUGAAACUGAAUUGGCUGAAAAAUACAGACAAGCGAAGGCCCAAGAGCUAGAUGUAGCUGGAAAUUAUCGGCUUGACUAUAAACGAGGUAACAAAAUAUAUACUUCAUUGUCUCGGCGUGAAUCAAGUGAUUGUACUUCUAUACCAGUAACUAACUACAAAUGUGUGGAUAUGCCUAUAGCCAAACACAGAGAAGAGAUAAUGUCUGUUAUAAAAAGCAAUUCAGUUGUGAUUGUACAAGGAGCAACAGGCAGUGGUAAGAGCACACAGAUUCCACAAUAUAUUUUGGAUUAUUGCAUUCAGCACUCUAUCUACUGCAACAUUGCUGUUACCCAGCCUCGGAAAAUUGGUGCCAGCAGCAUUGCCAGGUGGAUUAGCGCGGAACGAUCGUGGACACUAGGUGGAGUUGUAGGAUACCAGGUAAGCUUAGAGAAGAUUUCCACAAAGGAGACAAGGUUGCUGUACAUGACAACUGGAGUUCUUCUUCAGAAAGUAGUUUGUGCCAAAAGCCUAAAUGAAUUCACGCACAUUUUCAUUGAUGAAGUCCAUGAGCGUACAGUAGAAAUGGAUUUCUUGCUUUUGGUGAUCCGUAAACUGUUGUGUACAAACUCACAGUCUGUCAAGGUAAUAUUGAUGUCUGCUUCCAUCAACUGUAAAGAAUUUGCUGAUUACUUUGCAUUUCCAGUUCAUAACAGUCUGCAUCCAGCCUAUGUAUUUAAAGUGGAAGGCAAACCUCAUGCCAUCGAAGAAUAUUAUCUUGAUGAUUUGAAGCACACUGUUCCUUUCAAGCUUCCUCCUCAAACAAUUGAGGAACCUGUCAUAGAAAGGGAAAUGUAUGAAGUAGCAGUGUCUUUGAUUCAGUCAUUUGAUGAGCUGGAGAUGAAGAGCAAUGGGUAAGAUACAGUUCAAGACAUAGAAUCACGUGGAAGUGUGCUAGUAUUUUUACCAGGUGUGAAUGAAAUAAGCUACAUGCACUCAUGUCUCUCAAAUAAGUUUAACAAAAGGUGGCAAGUGUAUCCACUUCACUCACGUGUGACAUUAGAGGAACAAAGUAAUGUAUUUUUGCCUACAGUUCCUGGCUACAGAAAAGUUAUUCUGUCUACAAACAUAGCUGAGAGCUCUGUAACAGUUCCUGAUGUUAAGUAUGUGAUAGAUUUCUGCUUAACUAAAACUUUGGUUUGUGAUGAGGAAACUAAUUACCAAAGUUUGAGACUUUGCUGGGCAUCUAAAAUAAACUGUAAUCAAAGAAAAGGUCGUGCUGGACGUGUUUCCAAAGGGUACUGCUACAGGCUUGUAGACAAGGACUUCUGGACAGACUUUAUUCCAGAGAAGUCAGUACCUGAGAUACUGCGUUGUCCAUUGGGAACUACAGUCUUAAAAAUAAAAAAGCUUAAUAUGGGGGAACCAAAAGCCUUACUUGCAACAGCUCUUUCUCCACCCAGUGUGUGUGACAUUGAACGUUGCAUACUUGAGCUGAAAGAGCUGGGAGCGCUUACAACUUGUGUGCAAACAGAAGAAAAUCCACAUGAUGGUGAGCUGACUUUCUUAGGAAAGAUAUUGGAACAGUUGCCAGUGGAUCUGCAUCUUGGAAAAUUGAUAGUCCUUGGGCAUGUCUUCAGGUGCUUAGAAGAAUGCCUUAUUAUAGCUGCAGCACUCUCUUUGCGGAAUUUUUUGACAAUUCCUUUCAAACAGUGUGUUCAUGGACACAGGAACAAACUGUUUUUUUCUGAGAAUAGUAAGAGUGACUGUAUUGCAAUUGUGAAUGCAUUUAAGGCAUGGCAGGCCUGCAGACUAAAAGGGGAGCUGAGACAUCCCAAGAAAGAACUUGAGUGGGGUCAAUCAAAUUCUAUUCAUAUCAAGAGGAUCAGAGAGGUGGAAGUGUUAUUUCACUACUUAAAAGAGCGAGUCAGUGCAUUUAACAUGUUUGUUAAUGCACAACCAUCUACUAUGGAUGAGGAAUAUGUAUACAAACAGCGCUUCAUUUUGCAGGUUGCAAUAGCUAGUGCUUUCUAUCCAAACUACUUUACUUUUGGAAAAUGCGCUGAAGAAGUUGCUGUGAGAGCCCUUAAUGGCAAAGAUCCAAAAACGACUGUAAUG
Antrostomus carolinensis (chuck-will's-widow) is the source of this 2202-nucleotide messenger RNA. RefSeq names its product tudor domain containing 9 (gene TDRD9). The annotation marks the transcript as partial. Gene Ontology annotation, cellular component: intracellular anatomical structure. The record is from RefSeq and is a predicted model, not a curated record. Lineage: Eukaryota; Metazoa; Chordata; Aves; Caprimulgiformes; Caprimulgidae. The transcript has 22 exons. Gene Ontology annotation, molecular function: helicase activity; RNA binding; ATP binding.